UCGGACUGGCUGGAAGGGGCGGCUGCUUGGACAGGAUGGCGGCGGCGGCGGCGGCGGCGGCCGGGGCAGCGGGCGCGGGGGGCCCGGGGACGACGGGCGGCAGUGGCGGGGCGCGCGAAGGCGCGCGGGUGGCGGCCCUGUGUCUGCUGUGGUACGCGCUCAGCGCGGGCGGCAACGUGGUCAACAAGGUGAUCCUGAGCGCCUUCCCGUUCCCCGUGACCGUGUCGCUGUGCCACAUCCUGGCGCUGUGCGCGGGGCUCCCGCCGCUGCUGCGCGCCUGGCGCGUGCCCCCCGCGCCUCCCGUCUCGGGCCCGGGGCCCGGCUCGCACCCGUCGCCCGGCCCACUGCUCCCGCCGCGCUUCUACCCGCGCUACGUGCUGCCGCUAGCCUUCGGCAAGUACUUCGCGUCCGUGUCGGCGCACAUCAGCAUCUGGAAGGUGCCCGUGUCCUACGCGCACACCGUCAAGGCCACUAUGCCCAUCUGGGUGGUCCUGCUGUCCCGGGUCAUCAUGAAGGAGAAGCAGAGCACCAAGGUGUACUUGUCCCUCAUCCCCAUCAUUGGCGGCGUCCUGCUGGCCACCGUCACUGAGCUGUCGUUCGACGUAUGGGGGCUUGUCAGUGCCCUUGCUGCCACGCUGUGCUUCUCGCUGCAGAAUAUUUUCUCCAAAAAGGUAUUGAGAGACUCACGUAUCCACCACCUCCGGCUGCUGAACAUCUUGGGCUGCCAUGCUGUCUUCUUUAUGAUACCCACGUGGGUCCUGGUGGACCUUUCGGCUUUCCUGGUCAGCAGUGACCUGACCUAUGUGUCUCAGUGGCCCUGGACGCUCCUGCUCCUGGCUGUCAGCGGCUUCUGUAACUUUGCCCAGAACGUCAUUGCCUUCAGCAUCCUCAACCUCAUCAGCCCUCUGAGCUACUCGGUCGCGAAUGCCACCAAGAGGAUCAUGGUCAUCACGGUGUCCCUGAUCCUGCUGCAGAACCCAGUCACCAGCACCAACGUCCUGGGCAUGAUGACGGCCAUCCUGGGGGUCUUCUUGUACAACAAGACCAAGUAUGAUGCCAACCAGCAAGCCCGGAAGCACCUCCUCCCCAUCACAGCCGGGGACCUGCGGGGCAAGGAUCCCCAUCGGAGCCCCCUGGAGAAACCCCACAACGGCCUGCUCUCCUCCCCGCAUGGGGACUAUCAGUAUGGCCGCAACAACAUCUUAACAGACCACUUCCAGUACAGCCGGCAGAGCUAUCCAAACUCAUACAGUUUGAACCGUUAUGAUGUGUAGAGUCCAGAGGGCUCGGCAGGACCUCAGUGUGACACCCUCCCCCACCCCCCAGCAGUACCAGAAACUUGACAACCAGUGAAUGUACAACCCAACCAAGGGCCAGUGCAUAACCGCCUGAGGACCCUGGGGUUCCCAGGCCCUGCAGCGAGGACUGCCGCCCUUGAGCUCCGGUGGGCCGUGCCUGUUCUUCCUGGGGUCUGUCAUCUGGGGCUGUGUCACUGUGGAGAUCUUGGCCAGGUUUUACCUUUUUGUGUGGACUUCUCCGAGUCAUGUAUUCUGAGUUCUUGUUCUGCUUUCCAGAUGACAUUGCCAGACAACUCUGGAAAGGAGGGAUCGCUGUGGACACAGGCCUCAGCGUAGGCAAGAGGGGGUUUCCUGGGGGCCUAGAGGGGACUGUGCAGGCUGGUGCGCAUGAGUGACAGACGAGCUGCCUGACUUGUGCUCAGGCAGGCACAGGCCUGAUGCAGGUGUGGAGCAGAGGAGAUGGGCCGGAGUUCUUCAAAACACCUCCAGCAACAAAGACGGACCCAGUGCCCCAUCAGCCUCAUGGCCAUUUGCACUUAACUGGCAAACGUUCCAAAGUGAAAAGCUAUCACCAUUAGCAUUGAGCUGCUGGGACCUAAUUCUUUGACCUGCAUGGCAGAGGUGGCGUGUGCCCAGAUUCAGAGGGAAGGACAGCUGCCCUCCCCUCUGCCCCUUCCUUCCCUUGCCAGAGCAGGGCAUUUCUCCUCUGCGGGUGGCAGGGAGGUGGUACCUGCAGGCCUGGGAGGAGGAGCAUGAGGAGGUCAUGUGGGCGUCUCCAGCUCUCCUGGGAUACUCGUUCUCUGGUGCAUCGUCACCACUUCUGUGAUGACCCAGUGGGACAUCUGGAGUGGGGCAGGGACUGGAUGAGGAUCUUGCAUUUUUCUACAGAACAUUUUGUAGUCGUGUGUGUGCUGUUAUGCCUUGGUCCCCAGUAGGGGACACGUGAGGACUGCCUGGUGGAUCAAAAACCCUUUUGUUUUCAAACGGUUAAAAACAAGAAAAGCUCCUACUGGCGAUGCCUGUCGUAUCGACUUUAGCACUUGGUAGGAAGCAGUGAAGUGUUUUGAAGCAUCUCUGUAAGGAACUGCAGCCACUGGAAGUGGAUGAGUCCAGAACAUCACAGUAGUGUGUGGAACAGACAAGACCACAGCACUUCGAUGCCAUGAUCUGAUCUUGUGUUUGUCAGGCUCUGAAUCAUGUCCUGAUGGGAGGUGAGGAGGGGCGACUGCCAAGCUCCGAUUUGGUGCACCGAGUCAGGUGCUCUGGUCAAGAUUAAGUUUGCAUUUGGGCACAAUUGCGUUUUCUUGAAGAUUAAGUGAUCCCAGCAGGUAGCCUGAGUGCCAAGGUCCAGGUUGGGGUCUGUGUCGUCUUUCCUGGCAUCACAAGAGGUCACUUGAUGACCACUGAGGGGACUGCUGGCUUGGCUAGUGUCACUGCCUCUGUCAUUGGCUUCGUCUCUACUUACUUUGGCCCAAUGUUUUGAGACAAUUGCUGUGUGAAAUGGGAGGCGGCAAUCCUGAAGGGCGUGAUUGGUGAAAAGAAUUUGCUGAGUGCCUUCACCAGAGACAGUAAGAGUCUGCAGCUCCAUUUUUCACUGGUGAAUACAACAAUUGGGGAUACUUUUUCACUACAAAGAUUAUUACAGUAGUCGUCCUUAUGAUUAUAGUAUCUGAUUUCUUGAACAUAUAAUUGAACUCCAAAAUGAAUUAUGCCUCUCUUGGGUUUAAUGAAAUUCGUUGCUGAAAUUUGUAUAUUGUUUUCCUUUCCUAGCACAAUAUCUGCAGGUGGAGGGAAAUGACCGACUGGUUUUUUUAUGGUUAUAAAUUAAUACAUGGGAUAUUUAAUUCUGUACAUAAAUUUACAGUAUGUACAUACACUGGAAUGAAUGAGACAAUCAUAUCAGACCAAAAUCACCAAAUCAAAAAACAAUGACAUACUUGUGAGGCUUAAAGUUUCGGAGCCGACAUGGACCUCUUUGAAGGCCAGUUUUCCAGCCACUUAAUGGCCUGUCCCCCUCUACCCCUCCUCACUGCUGGGACUUACGGCAGCAAAGUUAGCUCCCAUCCACCAUGUGGUCUGGCCUGCAACACUAACUCCAACCCAACGCCUUCAUUUUACAGAAGGGGAAACUGAGGCUCAGAGGGCAUUCUGAACAGUGUAUGUUCACUGUUUUGAGACUCGGUGUAGAGUUUUUAAGCACCUUAUUUUAAGUCAUUCAUUGUAGGGAACAUAAAUGCCUGUUACAAAGGAGAGAAGCCAAAUAUGUUCAAGUAAAGAAGCUCUUGAGGUUUAUGGAUUUUAUUGUGUAUUUGGCAUACAUCACAUAACAGGCCCUUUUAUUAUUGCCAGGCCAUAACCAGACCCAGAUAUUUUAAGGGAGACAGCUUUAAAAGCAUAGUACACUAGAUUUUAUUAAAAGAUCUGAAAUUGUGAA
Messenger RNA from Manis javanica (Malayan pangolin), 3732 nucleotides. It is a transcript of the gene SLC35E1, whose product is annotated as solute carrier family 35 member E1. The record is from RefSeq and is a predicted model, not a curated record. NCBI's taxonomy places the organism in Eukaryota, Metazoa, Chordata, Mammalia, Pholidota, Manidae.